UAAGUGAAAACGGCGAAAUGACGUAGGAUCAUUCCUCCCUCUGGCCUGGAGACCUGCAGAGUCAUGGCGGACAGAAACAGCAAGGACGCUGCCAGCGGUGAUGCUUACGACGAUUCUUCGCUUCCAAACCCUUACGCAGGCUUACCACAGCAACCACCACACAUCGAAGGUUUUCAGGUAUGGCGUGCCCCUGCACAAGAAGGAUUUGGGGAGAAGUUCAAGAGAAAGACUAUGGAGAACCCCGCCGUUCCCAUCGGCUGUGCUCUGACAGCAGGAGCCCUCAUCUAUGGCAUUAGCACCUUCAGCAGUGGGAACAGGAGGAGGUCACAGACCAUGAUGCGAGCACGUGUGGUGUUUCAGGGCUUCACUCUGGCUGCCAUCCUGGUAGGGGUGGCAUGGAAUGGCAUCAAGUCUAAGAAGUAAACCACACCAGUGACACCACUAUACUAUUGUACCAGGCUAACAACACAAGGAUAGUUCUCUGCAUCAGGACAGCUUAUGCUGUGUGAGUUACAGAAUUUGCGAGGAAGAAAAAAAAAACUCUGCAGCCUGCAGGAAAAACUUGCAGUUGUAGCCGUCACAACUAAGACCUGUCCUGCUACGUAAAUCUUUAAGUUAAACACAAAUGUAAUAUUUCCUCUACAGUUCUUCUGCCUUCUUGCCACAGUAUGCAGAUUACAUUUUAUGUAGUGUAUCUUUUGGUACCACAUAUGGAUGUGUUGUGUGCAGGUAAUGUAGUUGAAACCUUAUGCUUUUGAAUUUAGGGCCUGACUUUGGCAAGAAAAAUGUACCAAAAAUAGCAAAAUGGAAAGAAAAUGUACUGGGAAUGUCAGAAGGCUAAAAUAGACUGUGCAGAGAAGGUAGCAUUCUGGACCUAUCAUAUAAAAGUUGUUGCUUGUCAUGUUGCAUACCAGUAAUCAUGAUAUUUUUUUGUGUGAGUUUUAUCUGUAUAGAUGCAACAAGUGUGAUGUGUACAGCAUUGCAGUGUCACAGCUUUACAUACAAAUAAGAUCAUGCAGAAAACAAGGCAAGCUGUCUUUGUGGGAACAUGGAAGGUGUAGUAACUUUGGGAAGGUGUUACAUAUAUACAUUUAGCAAAGUAGAUAUGGACCAAGAUCUUAAUGUCAACAUAUGGGAUCGUUGUUGUAUAUGUUAUGUUGAUAUAAAUGUAUUUUUAAAAAUGCAUACAUUCAACUGUUGUACUUUGAAAAUUGUAAAUCCAAGACUGUGUAAAAAAGAUGCAGAUUCCUUCAAAACAGUUGAUGUUUUGUAUGAUAACAUGUAACAUUGAUAAAGGAAACAGUUGAUUCAAAACAAGA
Messenger RNA from Branchiostoma floridae (Florida lancelet), 1319 nucleotides. Its product is annotated as HIG1 domain family member 2A, mitochondrial-like. Bases 64 to 423 code for a protein of 119 amino acids. Gene Ontology annotation, cellular component: mitochondrion. Gene Ontology annotation, biological process: mitochondrial respirasome assembly. The record is from RefSeq and is a predicted model, not a curated record. Lineage: Eukaryota; Metazoa; Chordata; Leptocardii; Amphioxiformes; Branchiostomatidae. The transcript has 3 exons.